Messenger RNA from Periconia digitata, 740 nucleotides. Lineage: Eukaryota; Fungi; Ascomycota; Dothideomycetes; Pleosporales; Periconiaceae. The record is from the annotation of a GenBank genome assembly.
AUGAACACCCAACAACACCCCAUACCUACAAUGAUGACCUCCCGACCUACUCCCUCAGAAGCAACCCGCUACAAGGACAGCCGCGGCGAUACCAUCGUUAUCAAAUUCUACCCUUCUCUCAUUCCGUCUCUCGCCGGCUUAACGCGUCAUAAACGCCGCCUGCACUUCCCUCCGACACCCCUCGCACCAAACGACCCCACCAAAUCUCGUCUCCAGAGCACACCCAUUCCUGGGCCAAUCGAGAUCUACCACGAAUGGCGCCAGGAAACUGCGAAAGCGGUAACGCUUUAUUCCAAUACCCUAGAUGUGGAGGGCGCCAUUGAGCGAUUCGACAAGGAUAAAUUACCUGCGCGGGGGUUUAUUCUGUGGGACGGGAUCGUUCAAGGGAAGAGGGUUCGAGCGCGGUGGCUUGGUUUUCGCGACAGUGAGUUGGGUUGCGUGUUUGAGCUUGUUUGACGAGGUGAAGAAUUGGUCACGACCGUGAGAGAUGAGGACUGGUGUGCUCAGAGAGUACCGAGAUCUUGGAGCGAUCUUGGAUCACUAUAGUGUGGAAGGCUUUGUUCUGUUUUGUUUUGUGUUCCGUGUUAUGGCUUAUCUGAGCCCCUCAUCCCCUAUACUACUUCUUCCUUUUUCUGUUUAGAUUGUAUUGUACAUGUUUUCUUACACAACUAAGCUGUACACCCACUAUAUUAGAACUUAAUAAUUGAACCACAAAGUUUCUGGGAUCUCUUGGUCGUGUC